Molecule: messenger RNA, 1934 nt
Organism: Alosa alosa (allis shad)
Lineage: Eukaryota; Metazoa; Chordata; Actinopteri; Clupeiformes; Clupeidae
Product: glutamine synthetase-like
Exons: 8
Coding region: 148-1260 (370 amino acids)
Cellular component (GO): cytoplasm
Molecular function (GO): glutamine synthetase activity
Source: RefSeq, a predicted model, not a curated record
GAGUAGCUUCACCCUCAGGAAGACAAAACGGACUGGCUGCUUUUAAAAACCUCAGUCAAGAGACGGGAUACUUGACAACACACAGCUCCUCCUGUAAGUCUCUGCUGCUGGGGUUUACAUGUCCCUGUACUCUUCCACUGAUCAGCCAUGUCUGUGUCAAAGAGCUCCCUCCUGCCUAAGACACUGCGCCAGCACUACCUCUCGCUCCCCCAGGGCAAGAAGUGCCAGGUGACGUACGUGUGGAUCGACGGCUCCGGAGAGGGCCUGCGGAACAAGACCCGAACCCUGGAGGAAGAACCCAAGGGCGUCGCUGAUAUCCCUGAAUGGAACUUUGAUGGCUCCAGCACAGACCAGGCAGAAGGCUCCAACAGCGACAUGUUUCUCAUCCCUGUCUGUAUGUUCAGGGACCCCUUCACCUUGGACCCCAACAAACUUGUCAUGUGUGAAGUUCUCAAGUACAACCGCAAGCCUGCAGAGACAAACCACCGUCACAAAUGCAAUCAGGUGAUGGAGAGGGUAAAAGAUGAGCACCCGUGGUUUGGGAUGGAGCAGGAGUACACCCUCCUAGGGAUAAAUGGACACCCAUACGGCUGGCCAGAAAAUGGCUUCCCUGGGCCCCAGGGACCAUACUACUGUGGAGUGGGAUCUAACUGUGCCUAUGGCAGAGACAUUGUAGAGUGCCACUACAAGGCCUGCCUCUAUGCCGGAGUGAAGAUCUGUGGCACCAAUGCAGAAGUCAUGCCCUCACAGUGGGAGUUCCAGGUUGGUCCAUCUGAGGGGAUAGACAUGGGAGACCACCUGUGGAUGGCCCGGUUCCUGCUGCAUCGAGUCUGUGAGGACUUUGGGGUGGUGGCCUCUCUGGACCCCAAACCCAUGAAAGGGAACUGGAAUGGCGCUGGUUGUCACACCAACGUCAGCACGGAAGCAAUGAGAGGAGAGGGGGGACUGCAACAUAUCGAAAAUGCCAUUGAGAAACUCAGCAAACGACACAAAGAGCACAUCUUUGUGUAUGAUCCUCAUGGUGGCAAGGACAACUGGAGACGCCUAACUGGCAGGCACGAGACAUCCAGCAUCGAGGAGUUCUCUGCUGGCGUGGCUAAUCGCGGGUCCAGUAUCAGAAUCCCACGACAGGUCGGUCAGGAUAAAUGUGGGUACUUCGAGGACAGGCGGCCUGCCGCGAACUGUGACCCGUAUGCGGUCACUGGCGCCAUAGCUCGCACCUGCUUCCUGGAUCAAACGGAAAAUGAUGAAGAGGCUUGAGGAAGUGCAGGGGCGUAUAAUGGAGGAUGGUACUGUCAACAGUCCAUUAAAAAUAAAACAUGAAUUAAACUAGUUGAGUCUCCAGCACCUUGCCUCUGUUUGGCCAGUAAAUUAAUAGUCUAAAUAUGGCUUUUUUUGUGACAGAUACAUUUAUAUAUUUUGGUUUAUAUUUAAGUGUAAGUUAAUGGAUAAAAACAGCUUGCAGUUAGAGUUGGUGUAUUUAGGUGUAUGCCUUCUACGGAAUGCCUUAAAAAAUCUUCUGCUGACAGGUAGCCUUCAUGUUUGUAUCGUAUAUAUUGUAAUACUGCGAAUAAAUGUUUUCCUGACAUGCUGGUUAGCUAUCAGUGCUGGCAAUAUAACUAGUGGUGGUGUUUAUAUAGCAAAUCAUAAUAUAUGUUCUUGUUUCUAAUGUGAGAAAUGGCAAAACAACAUAAUGCAUGUGCUAUUUAAUGUGAGAGGUGGGUCUGAUGCUUUUUAGUUCAAUGUUUACAUUAACCAGUAACUACCAGUAACUUUAUACAUAAAACAAAAGUACCUCCAGUGAUGGAUACUCAACACUUACUCAAUAUAACCACAAGGUGUCAGUCCAUCCUUACUCAGAUCUAAGCAAUUUGCAAGUGUUAUGUCAAUUUGAAGAACAACAUAGGUGUGGUCAAUUGUUUAUUAUUAUUAUU